AUGAACGAGUUUGACGGACCCAUACUUAGUGAAAUUUGGCAUUUAAGUAAUUUGCAGAAAAUUCAGCUCGGAUUUAACCAUUUCGAAGGGACAAUUCCACAAGAAAUCGGGAUUCAUGGUAAUUUGGUGCAUUUAUCGAUACAGAGUAACCAGCUUACCGGUCGUAUCCCACUCUCCAUAUUCAAUAUCUCAUCACUGCAAAGUUUGAUUCUGGCAGAGAACAAUCUCUUUGGACCCUUGCCAGGGGAGGUUGGCAACUUGACCAAAUUGCAGACUCUAUUUCUUACGGAUAAUAUGCUAACAGGUGAAAUACCGAAAGGCGUGAGCAAUCUCAUUGAUUUGGUUAAAAUUAAUUUGGGUUUGAACAAAUUUGUUGAUUCACUUCCCAUGGAGAUCUUCAACAUAACAGGGAUGAGAGUGAUUGAACUUUUAGGGAAUAAUCUGACAGGAACCCUCCCAUUAAACAUAGGUUCUAUGUUACCCAACAUUGAAGGUCUUUUUCUAAGUAGCAUGCAUCUUUUUGGGACUAUACCUCAUUCUUUGUCCAACUGUUCCAAACUCAUUUAUCUAGACCUUGGUAAUAAUAGACUCACCGGUUUGAUUUCCAACUCUCUUGGAUAUUUGACUCAUCUAAAGUACCUAUUCUUGGAUGGAAACUAUUUAAUAAGCGACACUACGUUAAGCUUCUUGACUUCCUUGUCAAAUUGGAGAGAUUUAAAAUCACUUCAAUUAUCUGGGAAUCCUCUAAAUGGUGUGCUUCCAAUCUCCUUAGGAAACCUUUCUGGUACUUCUCUUCUACACUUCAAAGCUUCUAAUUGCAUAAUUAAAGGGGAGAUACCAAGAGAAAUUGGGAACUUAAGCAGCCUAAUAGACCUCGAUCUUUCUGGAAAUGAUUUAAUUGGAUCAAUUCCCACAACAAUUAGCAACUUGAGAUUCCUUCAGCUCUUUAACUUGAGUCAUAACAAGCUCUCUGGAUUUAUUGGAGACGAUUUAUGUAAAUUGCAGAACUUGGGCUAUUUACACUUGACCGAAAAUCAACUUUCAGGGUCUCUUCCUAAUUGUUUGGGGAACUUAACUUCCCUUCAGGAGAUAUUUCUAGGUUUUAACAAAUUGCAUUCAAACAUACCAGCAAGCUUAGGAAACCUCAAAAAUCUCUUGAAGCUAGACUUAUCCUCAAACAACUUGGAUGGCUCUUUACCUCAAGAAAUUGGAAACCUAAAGGCUGCAAUAUAUUUGAAUCUAUCAAUGAAUACACUCUCAAAUGGAAUUCCUAGAGAAAUUGGUGGCUUGCAAAAUCUAAUACAACUUUCUUUGAGAGACAACAAAUUGCAAGGAUCAAUACCUGGCUCAAUGAGCAGCAUGUCAGCUUUGGAAUUUCUAGAUCUUUCUCAUAAUAAUGUUUCAGGAUCAAUUCCAAAGUCUUUGGAGAAGCUUCUAAAUCUCAAGUAUUUCAACGUCUCUUUCAAUAAGUUGGUUGGUGAAAUCCCAUCCGACGGUCCUUUCAAGAACCUCUCUGGUCAAUCUUUCAUUUCCAAUGAAGAAUUGUGUGGUUCUCCAAGAUUUCAUGUUCCAUCAUGCCACAAUAGUACUUCAAAGCAUAGAUCCAAAAGGAGAAAAGUACUUGUUAUAUUUCUACUGGCUGGAAUUGCACUUGUUCUAUUAGUUCCUAUCGUUUUUGUGCUUGUAUGGAUAAGGUUUAUAAGAGGUAAAAGAAAUGAUCCUCGACAAACAUUUGAUUCAUCUUAUGUCGUCUCAACAAGAGGAAGAAUUUCAUACUAUGAAUUACUCCAAGCAACUAAUUCACUCAGCGAGAGCAAUUUGAUUGGUUCAGGGAGUUUUGGCUCUGUUUACAAAGGCAUCCUCAGAGAUGGGACUCUUAUUGCAGCUAAAGUGUUCAAUCUCCAAUUGCAAGCAGCUUUUAGGAGCUUUGAUACAGAAUGCCAAGUUUUGCGCAACCUUCGCCAUAGGAAUCUUACCAAGGUCAUCACUAGUUGUUCCAACCUUGAAUUUAAGGCUUUAGUACUCCAGUACAUGCCUAAUGGGAGCCUCGAUAAGUGGUUGUACUCGCACAACUACUUCUUAGACAUCAAGCAUAGGCUGAGUAUAAUGAUAGAUGUGGCGUGUGCGUUGGAAUAUCUCCACCAUGGUUUUCCAUUGCUUGUGAUUCACUGUGAUUUGAAGCCUAGUAACGUCUUGUUGGAUGAGGACAUGGUUGCCCACCUAAGUGACUUUGGCAUUUCAAAACUGCUUUCUGAAGAUAAGAGUGCUUCGUACACUAAAACUUUAGCAACAUUGGGUUAUAUUGCACCAGAAUAUGGACUGGAGGGAUUGGUGUCAACAAAAUACGAUGUUUAUAGUUAUGGGAUUAUGUUGAUGGAAACAUUUACAAGGACAAAGCCUAGUGAUGAAAUGUUUGAUGGAGCUCUUAGCUUGAAGCAAUGGGUGAGAAAUUCACUCCCACAUUCAGUAACGGAAGUUGUCGACGCCAACUUAAUAACGCCACGGGAUAAUUACUUAGAGAGAAAGUUAGAUUGUGUGGUAUCCACCAUGAAUGUGGCAUUGGAUUGUUGUGUUGAAUCUCCUAGAGGAAGGAUCGACAUGAAAGAUGUUGUAGCGAGGUUAAAGAUGAUCCAGAUUCAACUUCUUGCAUGUUGAGCAAGUUCCUAUUAGAAACUUUGCUUCCAAAUCAUCUCAUGUGUAACAAAUGUUUGCAAUAAUAUUUAGCUUCAAAUAGGCUAUAGUUUUGUGUAUUUCGUAACAUAGAGAAUUAAUGGCAUGUACAGUCAAACCUCUCUAU
Molecule: messenger RNA, 2797 nt
Organism: Lycium barbarum (goji berry)
Lineage: Eukaryota; Viridiplantae; Streptophyta; Magnoliopsida; Solanales; Solanaceae
Product: receptor kinase-like protein Xa21
Exons: 4
Coding region: 1-2655 (884 amino acids)
Biological process (GO): protein phosphorylation
Molecular function (GO): ATP binding; protein binding; protein kinase activity
Source: RefSeq, a predicted model, not a curated record